GCGGCAUCCUUUGUACUUCCUUAAACUGUCACGGUGGCCGAUUUUUUAGAAAGGAAUAUCUACUUACUGCUCAUUCAAGGUGUGUCUUUGGUCCUCUGUCCUCAUGACUCGGGUCUUUGUGUACGGCACUCUGAAGAAGGGGCAGCCCAACAACUACCGCAUGUUCGACAGCAACAAUGGAAAGGCCGAGUACCUUGGCUUGGCAUUCACCUCCCAGAAAUACCCGUUAGUGAUCACCACCAAGGACAACAUCCCUUUCCUGCUCAACAUCCCUGGCCAGGGUCACCGAGUGCACGGGGAGAUCUACAAAGUGGAUGACCAGAUGCUGAAAUUCCUGGACGAUUUUGAAAGCGUCCCAACGUUGUACCAGCGGACGGUGGUCCAGCUGGAGGUGAAGGAGUGGGUGGGGAAGAUGGAAGGAGAGGAGAAGGUGUCACCGGGGAGCAUCAUGGACGUGUUUGUGUACACCGCAACGUGCGAGCCAGACUGGCGCUCGCUGCCGUACUACGAGAACUACGACUCAGAGGGAGAUCAUGGGCUCAAAUAUAAUACGGAAGAAAAGCUAUAAAGGGACUGAUCUCACCGUGCUGACACAACUGACAAAUGGACCUCUACGUGGUGUUAGCAGAAUGGGUGAAGGAGCUCUCAGGAAAACAACACCUGGACAUGGGUGCUGUUUCCUGUCGUGUGUCAAAUUGAAAGAAAUCUCAAGAGAAAUUAAUUUUAAUAGCAGAUAGGCAGGCUUAGAAUCAAAGUAAGGAUAGUGUAGAGAAGGAAAAGGGCACACUGUGCCACUGAAAGUUGCAUAUUAGUAAUGUUGUUUACAAAUUUGGUUUUCUUUUUAUGAUUUAUAAUCAUCUGGGAAGCAUUAUGAUCAAACUGGAAAGCUUUUAUUUUGGCGUAUUGCUGUAACAUGAAUUGUAUCUCUAACUCUAAAUAUUUUGGUUGGAUGUCUGCUAUGACACUACCGGUUUAAAUGCUAAACACAUGCACUUUUAAUAAUGCAAAGAGACAGCACAUACAGUAGCCGCAUAUGCACAUCCUUUCACAUGUUGUGAAUGACUGCACUGUAAACACAGGUACUGGCCAUCUAGUUUCUCACUAAUGUGAAAAUAUUAAUAGAAAAGCUGAUCUGCAGUUCAGUAAUUGCACAUGUAUACUAAAUAUAAGCUGUAUGGGCAACGUUCUCUGAACCACGUGCACCCAUUUGUCAGCAGUUAGCUUCCUCUUACAGGAUAAAAGCAUAGUUUUAGAAACUGACUGUCACGGCUAGACGGUCCUCACUGAUCGCCUUGCCAAGUUUUUGGUGGUGUUUGUGUGUACUGUGUCGUGUUCUCCUCUCCAUCCUGUGCAUGUGUUUUUCUGCUGGAACGUGUACCUCCGGAAGCCGUGGCACGGAAUGGCGGCUGACCCGAGGGGAGUGUCCUGAGCUGGAAUCGUCGCACCUGUGCGUAAUCACUUCGCCGGCUACAACUAAUCUGAAGCAGACCUAUUUAACGGUGCGGUCGAGUCACAACCAACGCUGGAACGUUGAACUAAACCGGGUAGCGUAGU
Haplochromis burtoni (Burton's mouthbrooder) is the source of this 1554-nucleotide messenger RNA. RefSeq names its product gamma-glutamylaminecyclotransferase B. Bases 104 to 568 code for a protein of 154 amino acids. The record is from RefSeq and is a predicted model, not a curated record. Gene Ontology annotation, molecular function: gamma-glutamylaminecyclotransferase activity. NCBI's taxonomy places the organism in Eukaryota, Metazoa, Chordata, Actinopteri, Cichliformes, Cichlidae. The transcript is spliced from 3 exons.